Molecule: messenger RNA, 1458 nt
Organism: Fusarium fujikuroi IMI 58289
Lineage: Eukaryota; Fungi; Ascomycota; Sordariomycetes; Hypocreales; Nectriaceae
Product: probable thiamin biosynthesis protein thi-4
Exons: 12
Coding region: 1-1458 (485 amino acids)
Biological process (GO): thiamine biosynthetic process
Cellular component (GO): cytosol
Molecular function (GO): hydroxymethylpyrimidine kinase activity; phosphomethylpyrimidine kinase activity
Source: RefSeq, a predicted model, not a curated record
AUGGUACAAGGGCGAGUGCUUGUCAUCGCGGGGUCGGACAGUUCGGGCGGAGCUGGACUCGAAGCGGAUCAGAAAGUCAUUGCUGCUCAUGGCUGCUACGCUAUGACGGCCACUACGGCGCUGACUGCGCAGAACACUCAAGGCGUCAAGGGCAUUCAUGUCAUUCCCACCGAUUUUGUAUCUCAGCAGAUCGAUGCUUGUGUUGAAGAUGUCGGUGUCGAUGUCGUCAAGACUGGCAUGCUUGCUUCUACAGAGACAAUAGAGAUGGUUGCAAAUACCAUGGUUAAGCAUAGCAUCCCUUCGCUUGUCGUGGAUCCAGUCAUGGUUUCGACUUCUGGUGCAACACUCCUCCCCAAUGAAGCCAUCCAACAUCUCUGCAAACACCUUCUGCCGCACACUACGGUCCUCACACCAAAUAUCCUGAAGCUAUUCUUAUCCUUUCUCAAAAUGGUCAAGAAGCCCCCGAGGUUCGCAUGGGUGCUCGUCAAGGGCGGACACCGACCCCUGAAGGAGGACUUGACUGUGGCCGAGACUGAGGAAGAUAGGAGUGUUGUUGUGGACGUUCUUGUUGGUGGUGAUGGUGAGGUUGUGAGAGUCAAAAGCCCGUACCAGGCGAGCUCAAGUACCCAUGGCACGGGAUGCUCCUUGGCGUCGGCCAUCGCAUCAAACUUGGCCAAGGGUCUUGAUACACCAACGGCUGUCCGAUCAGCGUGCCGAUACAUUGAAGCUGCCAUUCGAACAGCGCCUGGUCUUGGUAAAGGGCAUGGUCCCCUUAACCACUUCCACUCGACCUAUACUCUCCCAUUUUCUCCCGGCUACUUCAUCGAGUGGCUUCUCGAGCGCCCUGAUGUCCGCGACGUCUGGAAGGAGUUUGUUUACCAUCCCUUCGUCAUGGCUAUGGGUGACGGAACUCUACCUCUCGAGACCUUCAAGGGCUAUAUUAUUCAGGAUUACCUAUACUUGAUUCACUUUUCACGUGCCAACGCCCUGGCUGCCUAUAAGGCGCAAAACAUUGAAGAUAUUUCUCGAGCAACAGAAAUUGUUCAGCAUAUCAUGCAUGAACUGAAGCUUCAUACCUCAUACUGUGAGAGCUUCGGCGUCUCCAUCGAGCAAAUUCGUGCCACACCCGAGAAACAGGGCAAGUUCAAGCAGGUUCAUAGCGGCGAUUGGCUUGGUCUUCAAAUGGCUCUUGCUCCAUGCCUUCUUGGUUAUGGUGCCGCAGCUAAGAUGCUUCAUGACCAUGAGAAGACCGUCCGCGAGGGAAACACAUACUGGGCGUGGAUCAAGAACUACAAUGAAGAGGAUUACACUGAUGCUGUCAAGUUGGGCUCUGCCUUGCUCGAAAAGCAUAUUCAACUGCAGUCACCUUCGCGAAUUGAAGAGCUGGUUCAGAUAUUUAUCCAUGCCCUCAAGAUGGAAAUUGGCUUUUGGGAGAUGUUUCCUGCCCAGCAGACCUAA